This is a messenger RNA of Pantherophis guttatus, 4359 nucleotides long. The record is from RefSeq and is a predicted model, not a curated record. Lineage: Eukaryota; Metazoa; Chordata; Lepidosauria; Squamata; Colubridae.
ACUGAACUGUCCUAUAGGAAGACACACUAAGCAGCAGCCUGGAUCAUCAGAGGUGCUACGUCUGCCUCAUAUUUUUAAACGGGCGUCGCUUAUCUGGCUUCGCCAGCUCCGAGACAGAUUGCCCCCUGAAGAGGCCCAUAUUCACCAAGAUGUCACCAAAUUGAUUGCUGCAGCUGAGUAUUCUGCAGACGCCUCUUUGGAUGGGGCUAAAUUCGCAUCCAGGGCCUUGGCUUCCACAGUGGUUUCUCGCCGUCUUUUAUGGCUCCGUCAUUGGAGAGCCGACUUAAAGUUGAAAUGGAAACUUACCACGGCUCCUUAUAAAGGAUCUGCUCUUUUUGGUCAAGCCUUGGAGCCGGCCUUGGUGGAAGGGCGCGAUAAAAAGAAGGUUCUUUCUUCUUACAGGCAUCAGGACCGUCGCUUUACACCUUAUACGAGGCAGCCCUUUCAUGCCGAGCCAGGACCCAGCGGGCGGUCGUCUUCAACUGUUCUACCAUCAGUGGGACACUGCUUCUACAGACGCCUGGCUUCUUCGCACCAUCACAACUGGCUUGACUAUAGAAUUCAUCUCCCCUCCUCCGAGUCGUUUUCUUCAGUGGCCCCUGUCGGCCUCUCCUCAAAUGAGGCAUCUCAUGGAGCUAGAGAUCCAACAUCUGUUGGAUAUACAGGCCAUCGAGCCGGUUCCGGAAGAUCAGGUACGGACCGGAUUUUACUCAAUAUUGUUUCUGGUUCCGAAGAGUUUGGGGGGAUGGAGGGGGAUUCUCAAUUUAAAACAGCUAAACCAGUUUGUGUUGUACCGGCGCUUCAAGAUGCAUUCGCUCCGGUCCAUUCUGGGAUGUAUCCGACAAGGGGAUCUCCUACAAUCCAUCGAUAUCCAGGAGGCCUAUCUUCACGUACCGAUACAUCCCAGUCACAGGCGCUUCCUCAGAUUCGCUUACAACGAAUGGCAUUAUCAAUACAAGGCCAUGCCGUUUGGACUGUCGUCGGCGCCAAGAACCUUUACAAAAAUUCUAGCGGCUUUGGCAGCUUCGUUGAGGGAACGUUCCAUCCGCAUCGUUUGCUACCUGGACGACAUUCUGCUGCUAUCGACCUCUCUCUCACAAACUCACCACGACAGAGUGUGUGUUAUUCAGGCCCUACAAAGUCACGGCUUUGUCCUCAAUCUGGACAAGAGCCAUCUUGUUCCAACAACGUCCAUUUUACACCUUGGAGCGACAAUAGACUCAUUGCUAGGCCAUGUCUUUCUAUCCCCGGACUGUCAGUCAAGUAUCAAGGACAUUGUGAACCAGGUGCUGUCACAAACUUCUGUACCACUUCUUCUGCUGUCCCAACUGUUGGGGAAGUUAAUAUCAUGUAUACACAUCGUACCGUGGGCACGUCACCACUCACGUCACCUACAGUGGUUUCUCCUUCCCUUCCAGCAAACUGGUCAGUCAGAGUCGUCUACCAAAGUCCGGGUUUAAUGUCGAGUAAAGCAGUCUCUCCGUUGGUGGGUCUCUCCAGCCCUGUCAUCCGGGACUCUGUUUUUCAAGCCUCAUAGAGUCACGAUAACUACGGACGCCAGCCUUUAUGGCUGGGGCGCUCACUUGGACUCAACCUUCGCUCAGGGGACCUGGUCUCCCCUAGAACGACAACACAGCAUCAACUGGUUAGAGCUCCGGGCGGUGCGCCUAGCAUUGAUACACUUUUCAUCACUGAUAAGAAAUAAACAUGUACUCAUAUUGACAGACAAUAUGACUACGAAGGCUCGUCUCAAUCGACAGGGGGGCACGAGGUCCAAAGAAUUGAUGGCGGAGACAGACCUACUGAUGUCAUGGGCAGAACAGCAUCUCCAUUCCAUACAGGCGGAGCAUAGUUCAGGCAAGUCAAACCUCCAGGCAGACUAUCUGAGCAGGAGUCGCCUGGAUCCAUCGGAGUGGCGCCUGAGCCCUCACUUGUUUCAGGAAAUAGCGGACAGGUUCGGCAUGCCAGCAGUCGACCUCUUUGCAACGUUUCAAAACACUUAUCUUCCUCGUUAUUUCACUUGUUUUCCAUCUCCAGGAGCGAAAGGACACGACGCCCUCAGGGCCCAGUGGCCAGAAGGCCUACUAUAUGCUUUCCCCCCAAUUCCAAUCAUUCUGGGGGUGUUCAGGAAACUGCUUCUGGAACACGCAGACCUUCUCUUGGUGGCACCCUAUUGGCCUCAGAGGGCGUGGUUCGCCGAUCUUCGAGAUCUUUCAGUAGUGACGCCAUGGCGGAUUCAUCUCAACCAACUGUCGCUGAGCCAGGGCGCCGUUCAACACCCAGAUCCAGGUUGGCUCAGUUGACCGUCUGGCGCUUGAAAGGAUAAUGUUACGUAAAGACAACGUUCCUUCUGAGGUCAUUGCUGUUAUUCAAGCUGCCAGGCGGCCAUCUACAAUCCGCAUUUACAACGCGUCCUGGAAGAUUUUUGCUCAAUGGGCUGCUUCUAACCUUGUGGACCCUACCUCUGCUUCUGUCUCGGACAUUCUUCAUUUUCUUCAGUCAGGGUUUGACAAAGGCCUUGCCCCGUCUACUUUACGCCGACAGGUGGCAGCUUUAGCCACUGUGUUGUCAGGGGAGAGUCACCAGCAAUUGUCUCAUGAUCGGAGAAUUCAAUCCUUUCUUCAAGGAGCUGCGAAUCUCAGGCCGGCAUUUGGUAUUACAAGCUCUCACAUUACCACCGUUUGAGCCUCUUGGUUCAACUUCAUUACGUUAUCUGUCGCUGAAAGUGGCCUUCCUCUUGGCAGUGACUUUGGCUCGUAGAGUGUCAGAGAUAGCAGCCUUUUCCAUUCGACCUGAUCUCUGUGUCUUCUUUCCUGACCGCGUAGUCCUUAGAUUGGACCCUGCUUUUAUGCCUAAAAUAAAUUCCAUUUUUCAUCGAUCUCAAGAGAUCGUCCUGCCAAAUAUUUGCCAAGAUCCACAUCAUCCACUUGAAAGGACAUGGCAUACAUUGGACGUCCGUAGGGCCCUGCGGCGUUACAUCCGAUGUACAUCAUCGUUUCCAAACACUGAAGCCCUGUUGGUGUCAUUUUUGCCUUCUUCAAUGGGUCAGAAAGUUUCUUCUGCCACUGUGGGUAGAUGGCUCAAGGCCCGUAUAUCCAAAGCAUAUGAAGUACAAGGGGCCCCUGUGCCUGAGGGCAUUUUACCUCACUCGACUAGGAGUGCAGUUACUUCUGCUGCAUGGGCUACCCAAGCUUCGAUUGAUGAAAUUUGCAGGGCGGCCACCUGGUCAUCCCUUUCAUCAUUUGUCCGUCAUUAUCGAUUAGAUUCAUUUGCUUCUGCUGAAGCCUCCUUUGGCAGGCGUGUAUUACAAUCAAUAAUUUUCCCGACGGUUCAGGAGAUGGCUGCGACUCCCUCCCAGGAAUUGUAGCUUGGGCAUGUCCCAUUCUGUAGGAUUGUCUGAGCAGCGAGUCAGGAAAAUGGACGUUGUCCUACCUGAACGUCCUUUUUAUGCUCGCUGCGAAGACAAUCCGGCCCACCCGUUCGCUAGCCAUCCCCUGCCAUAGGGGGUGUUUUUUCUUUCAUUCCUCUGCAGGUGUUCGCCUUACGUGAUGAAAACCGUUCCAGUCUGACUACAUUGACACAAGUUUCGUGAAAAAGACUGACAGGAGCAACCAGAGGGCGGGACUAGGACUGCAGAGGAAAAAUGAUAGGCACUCAGUACAUCCAAUCACACUGCUAGAUCCCAUUCUGUAGGAUUGUCUUCGCAGCGAGCAUAAAAAGGUAGGACAACGUCCAUUUUUGAUUUUUUUAAAAAAAAUCAUUGAUUUUUAUCCACCCUGGUUUCACAAUUGUAGUGACUUCAGGUUUGCCCUGUUCUUCUCACAAAAAGUAAUGCAGGCUUUCACUUAUAUCCGUGAUGCAUAUAUUAUACUUUUCAUCUGAUUCAUAUACAUGUUGAGCAUGUUAAAUGCCAGAUGUUGAUGUAUAAAAAACAUCUCAAAGCAAAUUAAACACAUUUGUGGGUUAAUAUAUAGAAUUAUUCCCUUUUUUCCAGGAUAUUUCAGCAUUUGAAGAAAACAAUCAGAUCAUCUUAUUUCAGUUACAAGAGAUUUGCCUCCUUCAGCACUUCUAACAACAAAAUUUAUCCAUCUUUUGCUCUUUUUUCUUCUUCAGCAUAAUGGAAUUGAAAGUGGCAUGCUGCCAUCAUCGUGUUUGGCUGGACGAGAGGAAUGCUACUUUCAAAUGAAAAAAUAUUUGCUUAUUUGUAACUUUAAUUAUGUAACAUUAUAACCAUCAGCUUUUCUUGGAAUUAACUGCAGAAGCCCACCAUUUGAAAAUAAUUUACAAAAGCAAAAUCAUCUAAAAAUAAUAAAAAUCAUGUGUUUGUUGCCAGCCAAAUAAAUAUUUAUUUUAUUAUUA